Messenger RNA from Vespa crabro (European hornet), 1037 nucleotides. RefSeq names its product protein canopy 4 (gene CNPYb). Gene Ontology annotation, cellular component: endomembrane system. Lineage: Eukaryota; Metazoa; Arthropoda; Insecta; Hymenoptera; Vespidae. The record is from RefSeq and is a predicted model, not a curated record. The transcript has 4 exons. Gene Ontology annotation, molecular function: signaling receptor binding. Bases 124 to 819 code for a protein of 231 amino acids.
CUGUACCUAGCUGUUUGGAUAUAGUCAAGUAUAGUUAUAAAUCAAAUUAUAUAUAAAGCAUUCUACCUGACUUUUGUCAGUUUUAUCGGGUUUUAAUAAUACAUUUUAAUAAUAACUAUUAAAAUGUUUCUCGUUCUUUGCGUCACAUAUCUUGUUUUUUUAACACCAUGUCUUAAUAAUGAUGAACUUGAAGAACAUGGCGUUAAAUACGCUAAUCAAUGUGAAGCAUGUAAAAUUGUAGCUACCGAAUUAGAAGCAAGAUUAGAUGAAACAGGGAAAACGCAUGACAUACUUGAAAUUGGGUACUCUGUUGAUGAUAUCGUUCCUAAAAAAAGAAAAGAAUAUAAAAAAUCGGAAUUACGUUUAGUAGAAUCAAUGGAGAAUAUUUGUGAACGCAUAUUACAAUAUAAUAUUCAUAAAGAACGAACAGAUAGUACAAGAUUUGCGAAGGGAAUGAGUCAAACAUUUAAAACCCUUCAUGGCUUAGUGGACAAAGGUGUCAAAGUAGAAUUAGGAAUCCCUUAUGAAUUGUGGGAUAAUCCUUCAGUAGAAAUUACUACAUUAAAAACACAAUGUGAAAACUUACUUGAAAAUCAUGAACAAGAUAUCGAAGAUUGGUAUUAUAAUUAUCAAGGAAAAGUUCCUUUAAUGAAAUAUUUAUGCUCAGAUCGGGCACUUAAGGGACAGGAUGAUUCGUGUCUUGAAGAAAAAAGCGAUAUUGGGAAGAAUACUAUUAAAGAAGAAAAAAGGAAAACAAAGAAAAACGGUAAUACAGAAAAUGAAACGAGGAAUACAAAUGACAUAAAGGAAGAAUUAUAAUAUAAAAAAAAUGAAAUAAAUAAUGAAACGUGCAUUUAAUUCUUUAUAUUUGUUUUUAUAUGUAAGAUUUUUAUUUAAAUGAUUUACAAUAAUCUAUAAAUGGAUAUAUUGAAUAACAAAUAUUCAAAGAGUGCCAUGUAUCAUAACUGAUUUAAAUGUAAAUAAGUAUAAUCAUUUUUAUAUUACAAAAUAAACUGUGAUUAUCUGUCGUUUUAGAA